GAUGGAAGAAAAAACAACACUGGCUUCACAUAGGAUGGAGAUCUUGUUAGUCCUGCUGCUCUUGGGCCACCUAAUAGUACUCACCUACGGCCAUCCCAUCCUAAAAGCACCAGAGAGUGUGGUAGGGACCUGGAAAGGGGAUAUGACACUUCACUGCAUCUAUGAUCCCCUGAGAGGCUACAGUCAAAUUUUGAUGAAAUGGAAGGUACAACGUGGCUCUGACCCAGUCACCAUCUUCCUACGGGACUCCUCAGGAGACCAUAUCCAGCAGGCAAAAUACAGAGGUCGCCUAAAAGUGAGCCACAACGUUCCAGGGGAUGUUUCUCUACAACUGAAUGCCUUACAGAUGGAUGACAGGAAUCACUACACAUGUGAAGUCACCUGGCAGACCCCUGAUGGAAACCAAGUGGUGAGAGAUAAGAUUAUUGAGCUCCGUGUCCAGAAAUACUCCUCCAAUCCACGUAUAAUCAAUACUGAAUCACUUUCAACCAUGCAGUCCUCUUUGGAAGCAACAACUAAUGUGAAAUCAACAUGUGACUGGACCACUAAGGUGAAUGAAAAACUUGAGGAGACCACUAAGGUGAAUGAAAAACUUGAGGAGACCACUAAGGUGAAUGAAAAACUUGAGACCACGGCUGCCCCAGUGAAUGAAAGACAUGGACCAAGAAGGGAACUGGCAACCUCUGCCAUCAUCUGCAUUGCCGUCCUUUGCUGCAUAGUGGUUGUCACCAUAGCUUAUAUCAUGUUCUGUUCCAGAAUAUGCCAACAAGAGCAUGUCUAUGAAGUGAGCAGGGUGUGUGCCAAGGAAACCAGCAACUCUGAAGAAACCACCUUCACAAACGGGUGCUUCAAUGUUGCAGCAGAUUCCCAUGCUCUGAUCAAUGACUAUUCUGAUGAGCCUUGCCUGGGACAGGAGUACCAAAUCACCACCCAGUCAACAAUGACUAUUCCUGAAUGCUUCACACUGUUCCAAGAAACUCUGAAGUCCUUGCUACUGAAAACAAUAGCAUCUGCUAAAAUGCUUCACUAAGUGUAGGUCUACUAACAUAAUUGCCUAUGAUUUUUUCCAUUAUUGCCUUUAGCGUAGCUUCCUUCCUUGCUUCCUUGCUUCCUAGAUAACCCAAAGUAUCAACUCUGCCAGUGUUGGGGCCACUGGGAAAUCCUGGUUUGGCUAAGAAUUUACCAUAUGCACCUCAAGAAAGCUAGUUUCUGGGUUUGGCCCUGGACUCUUCUAUGUUCCAGCGUGGAGCCUCCACAACUCUUAUGCAAACACCAGAGAAAUUCCCAUAGCACUAGAGGUUCUUCAUGUCUCAAGGCAUCACCAGAAAAUCAGAUGAGGCCCAGUCUUACCAACUCAAGCAACCAUUUGUAUCCAUCUUUGUGUCCCUUUCUCUAGGGCCAGGGGACUUUUGAUUAAUACUGCUAAUCACAAGCCAAGGUACAGAUCUGUUCCUACACUGUGAAUUUAAUGCUCCUGUAUUCUUUUGGUGUUAAUAAAUAUUUAAUCAUGACAGCAA
Molecule: messenger RNA, 1517 nt
Organism: Phodopus roborovskii (desert hamster)
Lineage: Eukaryota; Metazoa; Chordata; Mammalia; Rodentia; Cricetidae
Gene: Vsig4
Product: V-set and immunoglobulin domain containing 4
Biological process (GO): negative regulation of complement activation, alternative pathway; negative regulation of interleukin-2 production; negative regulation of macrophage activation
Molecular function (GO): complement component C3b binding
Source: RefSeq, a predicted model, not a curated record